Messenger RNA from Ylistrum balloti, 1473 nucleotides. RefSeq names its product putative tyrosinase-like protein tyr-3. The transcript is spliced from 3 exons. NCBI's taxonomy places the organism in Eukaryota, Metazoa, Mollusca, Bivalvia, Pectinida, Pectinidae. The record is from RefSeq and is a predicted model, not a curated record. Bases 1 to 1473 code for a protein of 490 amino acids. Gene Ontology annotation, molecular function: oxidoreductase activity.
AUGAAUGCGUUAUGUACAUUUCAUAUGAUUCAGAGCGCCACGAGUUUGGCACUAAUCUUCAUAGCUGGAAGUCUGUUGUUCGUCGUCACCAAGGUUACGGGACAGAAACGCCCAAUAAAUUGCAGACGAUAUCGUGAUCGUGAUGGUCAAUACCAAAUUACCAGAGAUGACAACAGUGUGUAUUGCAUGCAGCAGAAUCUGUAUCUGUCUGCCUUAAGCUCGUCCUCUGAUAAACCAGGCCCUGCGUACGUUCGGGCUCUCUUGGAUCUAGCCUUGUCUAGGUGUGGGGACUAUCGUCCCGGAAACAAAUCACCCAAGUCCAUACAGGACAAAUGCAAGAAGAAGAAGUGCCACAAAGAAAAUGUAUACAGAAACCGACAAAAAAGGAGAAAGAUCAUUCUUCCAUCUGAAAGGAAGACAGCAAGAAAACACAAAUGUAGUUGGGAACGAAAAGAAGUUCGAAUGAUGUCAAAUUCCGAGUGGAAACGAUUUACCAACCGACUCAAUAUUCUGAAGAGACCGAUCAGACUUUCAAAUGGAGGUUCCUUCAUCCCAUAUGAUAUAUUAUCCGAUCUUCACAGAGACAACCCUAACCUGCGUGCAGCACAUGGCGGUCCUAACUUCCUCGGCUGGCAUAGAAUAUAUCUCCUUAUAAUGGAGGCAGCCCUUGGAGUUCCCAUACCCUAUUGGGACAGUCGAUUGGACUACAACAUGAAACAACCCACGGAUUCCAUGCUCUGGACUGAUGAGUUUUUCGGUCCCGGAUUCGGAGUCGUGGACUCGGGACCAUUCGCGGAGUGGAUAACGGCGGACAAUAUUUCAAUUGUUCGGAACAUCGGAAGUAGCGGCAGUCUCAUUAGUGAAUCCAUGGUUAAUAACAUAUUACGUCAUAAGAAACACGAACCCAUUGUGGAGCCUUUGAAGGGAGAUGAUGUAUCGUUAGAACGGAUUCAUGGCGGCCCCCACAACUGGGUGGAUGGACAACUUUCUUCCAUAGAAACAGCGCCCCAGGACCCUGUCUUUUUCCUUCAUCACAGCUUCGUUGAUUAUUUUUGGCAGCUUUUUAGAAAUAAAAUGCGAAAAACCGGGAAGAUAAAUCCUGCCAAGGAUUAUCCCAAUAAGGGACCAAAAUUACAGAAGCGCAAAGCUAAUAUGAUUCCGUUUGGUGAUAUCCGUAACAUUGAAGGGUACGGCGAUUUCAUUGAGAGUCUAACUCGUUACCAAGAAUCGCCAAAGUGUCCUGUUUGUGGUAGAAGCAAGCAUUUGGAAUGCGAUAAAACCACUUAUCUAUGCAAGUCGAAAGCAAGGCCAGGAGUCUACACAGAUGUAGGUGGUCGGGGUUCUUCAAGCCGUGCGCGACCAAAAUGGCCACUUUACCUUGGUACAAAGUUCCUAACCGCUCAUACUGAUACAAGAACACGAGGAGAUGUUUUGAGAUUUUUACCGUUGAGGAGAAGACCACUCCUUGUGUAG